Molecule: messenger RNA, 1095 nt
Organism: Aphidius gifuensis
Lineage: Eukaryota; Metazoa; Arthropoda; Insecta; Hymenoptera; Braconidae
Product: cAMP-dependent protein kinase catalytic subunit 1-like
Exons: 1
Coding region: 1-1095 (364 amino acids)
Biological process (GO): peptidyl-serine phosphorylation
Cellular component (GO): cAMP-dependent protein kinase complex; nucleus
Molecular function (GO): cAMP-dependent protein kinase activity; ATP binding
Source: RefSeq, a predicted model, not a curated record
AUGUCAUCAAAACAACGUGUUAAUUCAUCAUCAGAAAAAAUACUAUUAAAUGUAAAACGUAAAUCAAGUUAUCGUGAGUAUCAAACAAUUCUUGAUAAUUUACGUAUAACAUUUGAUAAAAAAUGGAAAGAAAAUAGAAAAAUAAAAAGUUAUAAAUUAGAUGAUUUUAUGAUAAUACGUACACUUGGAACUGGUGCAUUUGGUAGAGUUAUAUUAGUUAAACAUAAGCUAACAUCAUUUUACUAUGCAGUAAAAUGUCUUGAAAAAGAAAAACUCAUAAAAACAAAACAAAUUAAUCAUACAUUAACAGAAAAAAAAGUAUUACAAACAGUUGAUUAUCCAUUUUUAGUAUCAAUGAAUUAUUUAAUAAAAGAUAAUUCAUAUAUUUAUUUUGUUUUGCCAUUUAUAAAUGGUGGUGAAUUAUUUACUCAUUUACGUAAAAUGGGAAAAUUUAAAGAAAAUCAAUCAAUUUUUUAUGCAUCACAAGUUGCAUUGGCUAUUGAAUAUUUACAUAAUUGUCAUUUAGUAUAUCGUGAUUUAAAACCAGAAAAUAUAUUAAUUGAUAAUAAUGGAUAUUUAAAAUUAACUGAUUUUGGUUUUUGUAAAAAAAUUGAUAAUGGAAGAACAUAUACAAUUUGUGGUACACCAGAAUAUAUUGCACCAGAAAUAAUAUUAUCAAAAGGUUAUGGUAAAACAGUUGAUUGGUGGAGUUAUGGUGUAUUAAUAUAUGAAAUGAAUGCUGGUUAUGCACCAUUUUAUUCAUCAGAUCCAAUGAAAAUAUAUGAAAGAAUAACUGAUGGCAAGUAUAAAUGUCCAACAAGUUUUACAUUUAAUUUAAAAGAUAUUAUUAAAAAUUUAUUACAAAUUGAUUUAACUCGACGUUAUGGUAAUUUAAAAAAUGGUACAUUAGAUAUUAAAAAUCAUCAAUGGUUUUGUAAUAUUAAUUGGCAACAAAUUUAUGAACGUAAAUAUCAACCAGAUUAUAUACCAAACUGUAAAAAUGAUGGUGAUGAUAGUAAUUUUGAUCAUUAUGAUGAAGAACAGCUACAAAUUCAUUCAGUUGAUAAAUAUUCAAAAGAAUUUCAAGAUUUUUAA